This is a messenger RNA of Hevea brasiliensis (rubber tree), 1742 nucleotides long. RefSeq names its product putative UDP-glucuronate:xylan alpha-glucuronosyltransferase 5. Bases 31 to 1683 code for a protein of 550 amino acids. Gene Ontology annotation, biological process: xylan biosynthetic process. The record is from RefSeq and is a predicted model, not a curated record. Gene Ontology annotation, molecular function: glycosyltransferase activity. The transcript is spliced from 2 exons. NCBI's taxonomy places the organism in Eukaryota, Viridiplantae, Streptophyta, Magnoliopsida, Malpighiales, Euphorbiaceae.
CUCAAACCAGACGUGGAGAGCUCAACCGCGAUGGCCUCUUCUAGGCCCCUGAGAUCAUUUCAAACACUCUUAACUAUCUCUCUCUUCUUUCUCUCUUUAGCCCUCACAUUUCUAGCUUUAUUGUCCGUCAAGCCAAAACCCCAUUACAGUACUAGUCUCCAGCCUAAUCCUUCCCAUGGCUGGUUCGAUAUUGUUGCAGAAAUGGUCGAUACCCAGAAAAUCAGAAUUGGUUUGGUUAACGUAGAUGAUGAUAUAAAAAGCGUUACAUAUGGAUUAGCAGAGACUGUCUCAGUGGAUUUCGAGCCUGUUUCCAAGGAGAAAAAAUGGGAGGAUUUUUUCCCAGAGUGGAUAGAUGAACACCAUAAGUGGGGCCGACCACGGUGCCCGGAGAUUCCCAUGCCGAGACUUGAGGAUUACCUUGGCUUAGAUGUGAUCGUGGCUAGGGUUCCUUGUGGUGAAGGGAAGACAGAGAAGGAGGGAAUUAGGAAUGUGUGGAGGUUGCAAGUAAAUUUGGUGGUGGCUAAUCUUGUGGUGGCGAAUGGGUGGGUGCAGAAGGCUGCAGAGACUGAACGGACGGUGUACGUUGUGUUCAUGGGGUCUUGUGGACCCAUGCAAGAAAUUUUCAGAUGUGAUGAUCUGUUGACUCGUAUAGGCGAUUACUGGGUGUACAAGCCUGAACUAAGGAAGCUGAAGCAGAAGAUGCUAAUGCCUGUUGGGUCAUGCCAGAUUGCUCCACCGUAUGCUGCAGAGAAAGGUCAAGAAAUUUGGAAACGAAGAAUUAUUCCAACACUAAAGGUCAGGCUCAACCACACCGCAUACCAAAGGGUCGCCUAUGUAACAGUCCUCCAUUCUUCAGAAGCUUAUGUCUGUGGUGCGAUAGCUUUGGCUCAAAGUAUAAUUCAAACCAAAUCUACCAAAGACCUUGUCUUACUCCACGACUCCUCGAUAACUUCGAAGUCUCUUCGAGGUUUAAGAGCUGCUGGGUGGAAAACAAGGUUGAUAGAACCCAUCAGAAGCCCCUCUGCUAGACGGGGCUCAUAUAAUGAGUGGAACUACAGCAAGCUUAGAGUUUGGCAAUUAACAGAUUAUGACAAAGUUAUUUUCAUAGAUGCAGAUAUUAUAGUCCUUAAAAACUUGGAUAAAUUCUUUGUUUACCCACAAUUAUCAGCUUCUGCAAAUGAUAAGGUGUUAUUCAACUCUGGAAUCAUGGUGAUAGAGCCAUCGAAGUGCACAUUCGAAGAUCUGAUGUCCAAGACUUAUAAGUUAGCUUCUUAUAAUGGUGGUGAUCAAGGGUUUCUUAAUGAAGCCUUUACAUGGUGGCAUCGGUUGCCUUCAAAGCUAAAUCAUCUUAAGGUCUUCAACAUAAAAGGGAACCCAAAUCAUGAAAUCCCAGACGACCUUUAUACUAUUCAUUUGUUGGGGUUGAAGCCAUGGAUGUGUUACAGGGACUAUGAUUGCAACUGGGAUAUGUUAGCUCGUCACAUAUUUGCCAGUGACUCAGCUCACAGAAGGUGGUGGCAUGUAUAUGAAGCUAUGCCAAAGAAAUUGCAGAAAUAUUGUGGGCUAACGAGGCAAAUGGAGUUGAGGAUAAGGAAGUGGAGAGGGAUUGCUAAGAAAGCAAAUUUGUCUGAUGGGCAUUGGAAGAUCAAUGCUAUAGACCCAAGAAAACAUCUCUUGAUUUGAUGAUCAUCAUUUUAAUUUGUAACCUUAUAUUCUAAUUAAUUAAUUGCUUUUGAAUUUCA